CUCUUCCCUUGGCAACCACUUCCUCCGAGCUCCCAACGCGGCCAUCUUUAUUUAACUCAUUCAUGAAAAGUGUUUGUAAGACACUGGAACAUUGUUGCAUUUGGCUACGCAUCUAUCGAACCACUGGACAUAUUUAUACUGUUUUUGUAUCCGCGUGCUCCAGCGUGUGCUACAUCGUAGCGUAUUUCUGUCACAGCCAAAGUUGGACUGAAAGCGUACGUGUUUAUUAGUAAUAUCUAUGUAGCCGAGAAUACGUUUUCGUUAAUCAAUCAUCAGCCUCUAGUAAUUUCACCAGCGAGUCCGCAGUAAACAUAGUUAUUUGUAAAUAUGAAUAGAUGUGUAGCCGAGAGUAGAUGUGUACAGAAGGCGCGAUUACAAUGUUUCCUAGAACGAUGAUGGGCUCGUCUAUCCGUCUAUGUCCCCUUGACCCGAGGCUGCGAGACGUUACAAUGUAACCACAUGAUGAUGAUGAUGAUAAUGACGACGAUAUUCAGUCUGGACCUCGAGAUUGUGCUCGCGUUACAUUGUUAGAAUGAGAAAAAAGCAGAAUGUGAAACAGAGAAAGGCAGAAACAAUAAUAACACCAACACCAUUAACAACAACAACAACAACACUAUCAACAACAACAACAGCAGCAGCAGCAGCAGUGGUCCAGGAGUUUGUGGUUGAGAAGAUCAUCCAACGAAGGGUCUUCAAUGGAAGAGUAGAGUACUAUCUGAAGUGGAAAGGAUUCACUGAUGCUGACAACACCUGGGAACCAGAGGACAACUUGGUCUGUCCUGAACUGAUAGAAGAGUUCCUGAGAAACCUCUGUUUGUCUGGAGAGAAUCAGGUUGAGGAAGAGAACCUACGGCCGGUGGAACCAGAGCUAGUCCCCAAAGAGGAACUGGCAGAACAGGAGACUGAGAUUCAGAUGUACAGCGAGCAGAGACAUAAUGACCUCCAGGAACCUGCUGACCAGGAUUCUCCUACUGCCCUCACGUGUCCUCUGGAACCUGACCGCAUCAUCGGCUCUACAGACAGACACGGAGAACUCAUGUUCCUCAUCAAAUGGAAGAACCGUGACGAGGUGGCCCUGCUGUCAGCCAGGGAGGCCAGCGCCAGGUAUCCUGAGGUGGUUGUAGCCUUCUACGAGGACAAACUCACCUGGCAUUCUGGGGACGAGGACCAGUAAAGGAUGUGUGUGUGUCGUAGAGUGUGUGUGUGCAUGUGAGUACACAAGUAUGGAUGUGAACUGACAAGCAUCUGUAGGCAUCUCAUAGGUUAAUUUCUCCUCCAGCGAACCAAGGUCCUCCUUGAGCUGACAUUAAAAGCACAGUGUGUGAAACGAUGUCCUGCUGCAGGUAGAUUGAGUCAUGGUGGCAGGUGUAAAAGCCCUCUACGGGGUCUUCCUGCUUCCUGUGGUGCUGGGUGAGGUCACAAUGCCUUUGGGGUGUAGUGCAGCGUGUGGUGGAGUUCAGAACCGUUCAUAGAGACGUCUGUCUCUCUCUGUGGCCCUGAUUGAGUUGAAACUAAUGAAAUGAAGGCUGACAGCCGGUUCACACUGAUGAAUUCUCCCCUCAGUCUAUUGUACAACCUAACAACCCGAAGCUCUUUGUCAAAGCCUGACGAAGGGUGCGAGUAUCUCUGGAUUACUCGUGACUGGAUGUGUGUACACUACGUUUGAAGAGUUGAAACUAACCCUUAGCAUUCCUUUCCCAGUGUCUUCAUGUACUGCAGCAGACUGAAUCACUGUGGACACUGUGUUCUGUUUGACUACUGAUACUGUGGUCGUAGAACCCCAUGUGAUUGUAUUGGAGUUUAGUACUAGAUUUAGUUUGUUGUAUCUUCUGCCUCCGGGCCACCUUGGCCACAAGGCUCUCCCUCCGGCUCUUCCACUGUGAGAUAUCUGUGGUUUUAUUAGGUAUAGUAAUAUUGUAUAGUAAUGGGUUCACUGUGAGAUGACUGUGGUUUUAUUAGGUAUAGUAAUAUUGUAUAGUAAUGGGUUCACUGUGAGAUGUCUGUGGUUUUAUGAGGUAUAGUAAUAUUGUAUAGUAAUGGGUUCACUGUGAGAUGACUGUGGUUUUAUUAGGUAUAGUAAUAUUGUAUAGUAAUGGGUUCACUGUGAGAUGACUGUGGUUUUAUUAGGUAUAGUAAUAUUGUAUAGUAAUGGGUUCACUGUGAGAUGACUGUGGUUUUAUUAGGUAUAGUAAUAUUGUAUGAUAGUAGACGGUAUACUGUUUAAUGUAGAACAUGAUAGUAGACGGUAUGCUGUUUAAUGUAGAACAUGAUAGUAGACGGUAUACUGUUUAAUGUAGAACAUGAUAGUAGACGGUAUACUGUUUAAUGUAGAACAUGAUAGUAGACGGUAUACUGUUUAAUGUAGAACAUGAUAGUAGAUGGUAUACUGUUUAAUGUAGAACAUGAUAGUAGAUGGUAUACUGUUUAAUGUAGAACAUGAUAGUAGAUGGUAUACUGUUUAAUGUAGAACAUGAUAGUAGAUGGUAUACUGUUUAAUGUAGAACAUGAUAGUAGACGGUAUACUGUUUAAUGUAGAACAUGAUAGUAUAUGGUAUACUGUUUAAUGUAGAACAUGAUAGUAGACGGUAUACUGUUUAAUGUAGAACAUGAUAGUAGACGGUAUACUGUUUAAUGUAGAACAUGAUAGUAGAUGGUAUACUGUUUAAUGUAGAACAUGAUAGUAGAUGGUAUACUGUUUAAUGUAGAACGUGAUAGUAGACGGUAUACUGUUUAAUGUAGAACAUGAUAGUAGAUGGUAUACUGUUUAAUGUAGAACAUGAUAGUAGACGGUAUACUGUUUAAUGUAGAACAUGAUAGUAGACGGUAUACUGUUUAAUGUAGAACAUGAUAGUAGAUGGUAUACUGUUUAAUGUAGAACAUGAUAGUAGAUGGUAUACUGUUUAAUGUAGAACAUGAUAGUAGAUGGUAUACUGUUUAAUGUAGAACAUGAUAGUAGACGGUAUACUGUUUAAUGUAGAACAUGAUAGUAGAUGGUAUACUGUUUAAUGUAGAACACAGCCAGGGGUUCUAUUAGUGACCAUGAGGAUUUGAUGAGUUACUCUGAUCAAAAUGUGACGUCACAUAUGAAAAAAGUAUAUCUGAUGUGAUUAUGUUAAUUUUACCCAGUCACUGAUUGUUCUCAGCAACUCUUAACGCUAAAUGACUUAAAUGUAAAUGUAAAUGUAAUAUUUAUCCACCAACCUGUAUUUGUUACUGAUAAAUCAUUGUUUUGUUAAGGGGCCCAGAGUUAUAUAUGUUCAGGACAAACUCCAGUCCCUACACAGAACUGACUGACACUGUAUUCAUUGUGCAUCUCUCCCAUGACAGGAAUGUUAUGGAGCAAUGUCUGUAUCCCAAACAGAACCCUGCUUCCUUUGUAGUGCACUAUAUAGGGAAUGGUCUGCCAUUUGAGACUGCCAUUCUGUUGAACCUUUUGUUCUGGGCUGCCUUGAGUGAAUGAGUCACUGUACCUGUUGACCUUUGAUCUGUGAAGUGUCUGUCUGUGAAUAAAGGUAGCUGUCACCCUG
Molecule: messenger RNA, 3527 nt
Organism: Oncorhynchus keta (chum salmon)
Lineage: Eukaryota; Metazoa; Chordata; Actinopteri; Salmoniformes; Salmonidae
Gene: cbx3b
Product: chromobox homolog 3b
Exons: 5
Coding region: 533-1174 (213 amino acids)
Biological process (GO): chromatin organization; negative regulation of transcription by RNA polymerase II
Cellular component (GO): pericentric heterochromatin; nucleus
Molecular function (GO): chromatin binding
Source: RefSeq, a predicted model, not a curated record